CCUCCACUUCAAUCCAGAGCUGCCUAUUAAAGGGAAGCGUUUCAUGCAAGCAGCAUUAGUUUACAAGAGUCCCUCAAGUGAAGAAAGUAACUAUGCAUUUCGCCAUCCGAACAAGCUUUAUCCUGGCUGUGCUGUUCUGCCUCUGGGGCAAUGGAAAGGCCAGAAUGAUUGAUCAAGAUCGCAAUAGGCUUCAGCAACUCCAGCUUCAAAGUCAGCAAACCACUGAUGUUGACACCCAGUUGCGAAUUACCAAUGAAGUGAUUGAAAUUUUCGAGAAAUACAAGGGUCAGGUCGCAUCAAAUGCCGUUGAGGAAGCGGAGUUGAACACACAAGUCAAUGAUUUCAAGGGAAAUACUGUACUAAUAGACGGAGUGCCAGCCCAAGGAGGCUUUUGGAACAUACUAGGAGGCUUAAAGUCCGCUUCUGAAGCCGUUCCUGACAAUGUCAAAAAAGAUGCCAAAAACUUGCUAAAUAGUUCCUCAAAGGCAUUAGUUGAAAACCUCUCAAGCUAUCUUAUUAACAAGCUUUAUCGCAAGUUUGGACUUGCAAAGUAAAAAACAAGGUGAAUUCAUAAAAAGAUUCAAGAAUUUUAAAAUCUAUUAAAGUUUUCCUUAACAAAGCUA
Drosophila rhopaloa is the source of this 623-nucleotide messenger RNA. RefSeq names its product protein Turandot Z. The record is from RefSeq and is a predicted model, not a curated record. The transcript has 2 exons. The coding region runs from base 93 to 554 and encodes 153 amino acids. Gene Ontology annotation, biological process: immune system process. NCBI's taxonomy places the organism in Eukaryota, Metazoa, Arthropoda, Insecta, Diptera, Drosophilidae.